Molecule: messenger RNA, 756 nt
Organism: Penicillium maclennaniae
Lineage: Eukaryota; Fungi; Ascomycota; Eurotiomycetes; Eurotiales; Aspergillaceae
Product: putative heme/steroid binding domain protein
Exons: 2
Coding region: 1-756 (251 amino acids)
Cellular component (GO): membrane; endomembrane system
Source: RefSeq, a predicted model, not a curated record
AUGUCUGAACUCCGCCAGCGACAGCCUGCGGCGGGCUCGGGACGCCAACAAGACACAAACACAGACGCAGACACUGCGCCGCGGCGCGAACCCCAACACCACACCGACGAUGAUGAGCCCUUCAUCAGCAUUCUCGACAUCAUCCGGGUGCUUGUCACUCUCAUAAUCGCCUCCUGCGGUCUUUCAUACUACGUGACCAACGCCGAGUCUGUACUAUGGGGCUAUCGGCCGUGGUUCACACGGUGGCCUGUCGUGAAGCAGCAUCUGAGCGGUCCAGUUCACCUAACACCAGUUGAACUCAGCCUGUAUAACGGCACCGACCCCUCCCUCCCAAUCUAUCUCGCUGUCAACGGCUCCAUUUUCGACGUCUCCGCCAAUCCGAUGAUCUAUGGGCCGGGCGGAAGCUACAAUUUCUUUGCGGGAAGAGACGCCAUGCGCGCCUUCGUUACGGGCUGUUUCAAGGAAGACCUGACUACAGAUAUGAUCGGUGUCGAGGAAAUGUUCCUCCCCGUCGAGGACGUGGAGAAUGAGCAGAUUACUAUGGCUGAGAGGAUGCUUCGCCAUGAGCGGGAGUUGAGACUCGCUAGGGAACAGAUUGAGAAGACUGUUCUCCGGUGGCAGAAUUUCUUCCGGAACCACAAGAGAUAUUUCCAGGUUGGGGUGAUGGUAGACGAUGGAACUGUUGAUCCAGAGAAGGGGAAGAGGUUUCUUUGUGAGGGGGGGCGAAGAACCAAAGGCCAAAGCGGAGUGAGAUGA